GAUCCCGGGGCCCCAGCGCAGGCGCGGCCGCUGCCCGCCCCGUCGGGGCGGCGCUUGGGGACGCGGAGCGCAGCGGGCGGCGGAGCGCGAUCGUGCACCGGGCACCGGGCACCGAGCAGGGCCGGUGGGGAAGGAUGUUUUCCUCGGUGAAGCCGUACGAGAACCAGCGCUACGCCUCCCUGAAGAAGGAGUGCCUGCGGAGGAAGCAGCUCUUCGAGGACCCACUCUUCCCCGCCAACGAUGACUCUCUCUUCUACAAGUCGAGGAUCCAGGGCAUCCAGUGGAAGCGGCCAAAAGAAAUCUGCGACGAUCCCCGUCUCUUCGUGGAUGGGAUCAGCUCCCAUGACUUACACCAGGGCCAGGUUGGGAACUGCUGGUUCGUGGCCGCCUGCUCCUCCCUGGCGUCCCGCGAGUCUCUGUGGCAGAAGGUCAUCCCAGACUGGAAGGAGCAGGAGUGGAACCCUGAGAAACCGGAGAGCUACGCAGGGAUAUUCCACUUCCAAUUCUGGCGCUUCGGGCAGUGGCUGGACGUGGUGAUAGAUGACCGCCUGCCCACGCUCCACAACCAGCUCAUCUACUGCCACUCCAACUCCAGGAACGAGUUCUGGUGCGCCUUGGUGGAGAAAGCUUAUGCCAAGCUGUCAGGCUGUUAUGAGGCCCUGGAUGGAGGCAACACAGCAGAUGCCCUGGUAGACUUUACUGGUGGGGUCUCUGAACCGAUUGACCUGACCGAAGGGGACUACAUCACCGAUGAAGCCAAGCGAAACCUCCUCUUUGAGCGUGUGUUGAAGGUGCACAACCGGGGAGGCCUCAUCAGCUGCUCCAUCAAAGCCACAUCGGCGGCUGACAUGGAGGCCCGCCUGGCCUGCGGGCUGGUGAAGGGCCACGCGUACGCGGUGACAGACGUGAGGAAGGUCCGCCUGGGCCACGGAUUGCUCUCCUUCUUCAAGUCGGAGAAGCUGGACAUGAUCCGCAUGCGGAACCCAUGGGGUGAACGGGAGUGGAACGGCCCUUGGAGUGACACCUCUGAGGAGUGGCAGAAAGUGAGCAAAAGUGAAAGAGAGAAGAUGGGGAUGACAGUGGAAGACGAUGGAGAGUUCUGGAUGACCUUCGAAGACUUCUGCAAAUACUUCACGGACAUCAUCAAGUGCCGUCUCAUCAACACAUCCUACCUCAGCAUCCAUAAGACCUGGGAGGAGGCAGUGCUCCGUGGGGCGUGGACCAGAAGUGAAGACCCCUUGAAGAACCGCAGCGGAGGCUGUAUCAACCACAAGAACACCUUUUUGCAGAACCCCCAAUAUGUGUUUGAUGUGAAGAAAGCAGAAGAUGAAGUGCUGAUCUCCAUCCAGCAGAAGCCAAAAAGGACCAGUCGCAAAGAAGGCAAAGGAGAGAACUUGGCCAUAGGCUUUGAUAUCCAUAAGGUGGAGCUGAACAGGAACUACCGCAUGCACACCCUGCAGCAGAAGGUGGCCAGCUCCAUCUACAUCAACUCCCGCAGCGUCUUCCUGAGGACGGAUCUGAAGGAAGGCCGCUACGUUAUCAUCCCUACCACGUUUGACCCUGGGCACGAGGGCGAGUUCCUCCUCAGGGUUUUCACAGAUGUGCCUUCAGAUUGCCGAGAGCUGACACUGGAUGAGCCACCACACACCUGCUGGAGUGGGAUGUGCGGCUACCCACAGGUGGUGUCCCAGAUCCACGUCCUUGCUGCAGCUGGGCUCAGGAACCAGGAUUCCCAAGGAGGAGCUGACCCUUACGUGAUCAUAAAGUGCGAAGGGCAAAAGGUUCGCUCCCCGGUGAAGAAGGACACGGUGUCUCCAGAGUUUGAUGUGAAAGGCCUCUUCUACCGCAAGAAGCCAGGACAACCCAUCAUAGUUCAGAUCUGGAACCACAACUUGAUAAGUGACGAGUUCUUGGGCCAGGUGGCACUCACGGGAGACCCCAGCGACCUGCAGGCUGUGCACACGCUGCACCUCCAGGACAAAGGGAACAGGAGAUCAAACGAUCUGCCUGGAACCAUCGCCGUGAGGCUGCUCAGCAGCAACGUGCUCACCAACGUCUGAGCCCUCAAGGACUUUUCUCCGGUGCCACAUAUGUAUAUAUAUACAUAUACAGACGUGCACACGCACACAUAUAUAUACACCCAGCCUCUCUACCACCUGCAAGUGUGUAGGAACGAUGCAUGCAUUCCACUCAAAGGAGCCAAAUUUGUGUUCUCAGUGUUCAAAACGGUGCCUUUUGGGGGAACCGCAACGAUCCUUCUGCCGGCGUCCUCUGCAGCCCCAUCACCGCCGCGCACCCCGGGGCAUCUCCGCGUGUCCCGACAGCCAGAGCACGAUGCCCUGGUGCUCUUUGUUUACACGGGGCUGGCACGCACGUGCCACCGUGCACACGUGUGGCUGCCGUGGUGCCACCAGCCGCUUCAACGCCUCUUCAGUGUCUCUGCUUGGGUGUAGAGUAGGGCGCGGGGAGUCCUCUCCCCGCGAAUUGCCAUUUAAUCGCUUAUCCGAGGAGGAGGCCACGUCAGCAAAGCAGAAGUGGAAAAAUAGAUUGGGGCUUUUGGGAUGUUUUCCGGGUUUCUGAAGGAUGCAAAGAUGCCAAGGAGUGUGGUGGGACAGUUGUUCUCCAGAGCCAGGGUUUUUGAGCCGGUCUGGUCUCACCUCCUGGGUGUGCCUCUCAAACUGCCGUGGUGCCUGCUGUCUCCAUUGCUUCGUGCAGUCCCUGUCUCUAGAGCUUGAAUUUGGCUUUUGGCUGAGUGGGGUUGGGUUGCCUGAUGGAUAUCAACAUUUAGGUAAGAGGGGAACAGUUCCCCCCAAGACCAGAGCAUCAGGUCUGAUGGAUGAGGAGCCUUGCUCAAUGGGCAUCAGCUUUACUGCUGCAUACAGAUCUCCAUCGCAUCAUUUCUCAGUGCUUCACUUUCCCAAAUUCUUUUUCAAAGCCGUGGGAUUUUAUCUUGUGCUAAAGGAAAGGAGCACUGCUCCCAGCACAGCCUGAAAAUGCUAGAAAUAUUUAAUGCAAAUCAAUGCCCAUCUCCCUCCUUUAAUUUCCAUCUGCUAGCCUGGAGGAUGAGUAGCACAGGGCUAAAGUCAGUCCCACAAGCACAACCCAAACACAUUUUCAGGGGUCUGAGCAUGGUCCUGCAGUGUGCAGGAUCGUGCUCUGCUCCUGUUUGCCGUGAACCCUGGGUUUAUCUUCCCUGUUCCACUGGGUGGCAGAAUCCGGCUUCAUUUAAACCAUCCCAGUUGAAGGAAAACAAGCCCUCAUCUGCCCCAUCUGAUCACGGCACAUUGCAAAGCAUUUUUUCUUCUGUUGUUUAGGUGUAGGGUUUUUUAUGUGCCUUUCAAAAUGGUGAGAGUUAAGGGUAUUUCUGUGAACUUCACAUGAUUUUUUUAAUACGCAGAUCUUCUGCAGUCACAUCCGCGCAAGGGGAAGGGAACACACACGAUGCAAUGCUUCCUGCAAAUGGGAUUUUUUUUAAUAGGUACAAGGCAAUCAUGAUAAAUCCUGGCCUGAGCAGAGUCCUCUGGCUGCAAGGAUAAGUGAACAAGCUCUCUAUUGCUACAGCAAGUAGGAUUUCUGUCUAUCCUGCAAAAUGCCCGUGUUUGUGCUGUAAAGCUGUAAUUUUUUAAAGUCCCUAAAGAUCUGCUAAGUCUGUAACAUGCUAAAUUGUUUCCCAAAGUCAAGUUAGGUGCCAGCUCCUAAGGCUGUUCUCCUUUCCUCAUCAUUAGCUGCCAAGCUCCUAAGGGCACGAACUGGAUUUUGGGCAGCAUGAUUGAGGGUUAUUCCGAUUUGAUCCUGGGUUUGUGCAUGGGAUUCAUCACUGAAAAUAAGUGGAAGCAGCGCUGCGGGGCCAGAAAGUCUGCUUUAGGUCUUAGGAGAGGAUUUGGGAUGCCUGGAAAUACCCAGGAGAGGAGGGAGAAGAGCCACUGAGCUGGAGGAGAACAUCAAGGGAACAUCACAGGAGCUUUGCACCAUCAGCAGACAGUGGGGACAGCCGGCGUGCCCGCUUGAGCCUCAUUUUCUCAGGAAAUCAGGCUGCCCAUCGCUUCAGCCUUUUGGCCGGGGUGCCCAAAAAAAAGCUUGCUGGGGGGCAGCGCUGCCCCGACAUUCACGGCCAGUCUCCUUCCUUCUACAGAGAAUCAAGCCAUAAAGAAAGGCAGCUUUUUAAUACCUUCUUCAGAAAAAAAUCAUCAUCAUCAUCAUGCCAUAUCAGGACCAAAACUUUUUAAUGUCAGUAAUAGUUCUGUUCUUUUUUUCUUUUUUUUCUUUUUUUUUUUUCUUUUUGAAAAUAUUAAGUUUUUUCUUCCUUCUUUCCCCCUUCAUUUCCAAGGGAAUGACAAAAAUUACCUUUUUUUUUUUUUUUUUCUUAUGUUUGCAGAGUGGACUGGGGAGGGCACUUAUUGAAAUGCCGUUGUGAUUGCCGAUGCCUUUUCUCUUUGAAUGAAGCAAAUGGAAAUAUUCAAGGUUUCUCGAUAAGCCUGCUAAGCACUUUCCAGUCCCCCCCGGGAUGGCGUAGGACAUAUCUCUGAUUUAUCUUCCAUUUUUUUAUGAAUCAUUUCAUUGAUUGCAAGUAGCCUGCCGUUGCACUCCGUGAAAUCCGUUUUAUUUUUCGUGUUGUGAGCGUCUUAAACCAGGCUAUGACUUGUCUUCACCUCCACAGGCACUGACGUGUCACGCUGCACAAGAGCAGAGAGCGGGCCAAACAGAAAGCCAACGUUGUACAGCUGUAAACCUCCUAUAAAUAAAUUGGGUAUAUUUUAUUCAGAA
Messenger RNA from Anas platyrhynchos (mallard), 4764 nucleotides. RefSeq names its product calpain 5 (gene CAPN5). Lineage: Eukaryota; Metazoa; Chordata; Aves; Anseriformes; Anatidae. Gene Ontology annotation, cellular component: cytoplasm. The record is from RefSeq and is a predicted model, not a curated record. Gene Ontology annotation, biological process: proteolysis. Gene Ontology annotation, molecular function: calcium-dependent cysteine-type endopeptidase activity.